Molecule: messenger RNA, 2074 nt
Organism: Alligator mississippiensis (American alligator)
Lineage: Eukaryota; Metazoa; Chordata; Crocodylia; Alligatoridae
Product: complement decay-accelerating factor-like
Exons: 13
Coding region: 47-1231 (394 amino acids)
Source: RefSeq, a predicted model, not a curated record
GUGGGUCCCUGCCCCUGCCCCUGCUCCCGCUCCCCGCGCCGGGGCGAUGCGGGCUCACUCCCAUCCCGCCGCGAUGUGCGGCCGCCUCCGGCUCCUGGCGCUGCUGCUGGCGCUGCUGCCCGGCGCGGGCGGUGAGUGCGGGCCCCCGCCCCCGGUGCGCGGCGCCCGCCCCGCCGACCCCGCCACCAGCUUCCCCGAGGGCGCGUCCGUGACCUACGAGUGCCUGGCCGGGCUGCACAAGCUGCCCGGCAUGGUGCAGACGCGGCUGUGCCUGCGCGGCUCCACCUGGUCCCCGCUGGAGCCCUUCUGCGACCGAAGCUGUAGCAGCCCAGCGAGGGCCAGGUUUGCUCAGCUGUCAGAGGAGGACGAGAGAAAGAGCUUCUACCCUGUUGGGAGCACCGUGCGUUAUAUCUGUCGCCCCGGGUAUGAGAAUGUCACUGCAACGCAGCCAACCAGUACUUGUCUUGAAAAUGUAACCUGGUCAGAUAUCCCCGAGUUGUGUAAAAGGAAAUCUUGCGGUGCUCCAAAAGGACCAGAACAUGGCAGAGCUGCUGUUAUAACAGACUUUCUCUUUGGUGCCAGGAUGAACAUAAUUUGUGACCCAGGGUACCAGUUAAUCGGGCGGCCGUCCAUCAGUUGUCGGUUGAAAGGAAAUCAAGUUGCGUGGAGUGAUCUUCCAACCUGCCAAAUCAUGGCAACACAACCUGCUACUUCCACAAGUGACCCCCCGGGACGAGCAGACGUGGGUGUUAAUUCCACAGCAGUCAUGACAACACGACCUGCUACUCCCAAGAGUAACCCCCCAGGACGAGCAGACGUGGGUGUUAAUUCCACAGUCAUGGCAACACUUCCUGCUACUCCCACGAGUGACCCCCCAGGACGAGCAGACAUGGGUGUUAAUUCCACAGAUAAUUCACUCCAGACAACGCCUGGGAACUUUACUGAACGUCACAAUGAAGAUCCCCGAAAUAGUGCUGCUAUUCUGAGUAUUGGACUUUUUGGGUCAAUUGUUGUAAUUGUAACGCCUGUUGGAAUUAUUGCAGCUAAUAAUAAGAAAAAGAAACGAGGACGAAGACUAAGAACAGAUCCCUGGAUCCCAGCAGGUACGGGAUGUGCUGCAGACACAGGAUCAGUCUCCCGCCCCAGAAAACCGACUAUUACCUGGGAGUUACACCCUUGUGAAAGACUGGAACGAGGAACCACUUUGAGCCAGACGGAAGGGCCCAUAUAGGGUGCUUUUGACUACCCCGACGGCAGCAAAGCUCGAAGGAAUCAAGACUUGGAUACAUUCCAGUCGCCUAAAGCUGGUGGCUGAACCAGAACAAGAAGGAACCCGGGACUGGAGACAGAGAACAGUGGAAAGUGGAGCCAAUAAGAGACUUAAAAUUCCUAUUCAGAAGAAAGGAACUUUAAAUAAUUUGUCAAUAUUUGAUCAAGUUUUUGUUGUAAAGGGUUUUGUGUUAUAGGGAUUAUGGUUUGUUGCUGUAUCCAAUGCUUACCUGUUUUUAUAUCUAUCUUCAGGCCUAAGGUGAAUCAAAUGAUUUUACAAACAAAGAAAGCUGAUGAUACUAGAUUUUUGUUAAGCCAAAUUGAUUGGAGCAAUCAUAAUAAUAAUUAAAAAUGCUCCAGAGCGGGGAAUGUAAGGAGCGACCUAGAAACCACUACUCAGAGACAAAGCAAAAGAGAAUGUUAUGAGACGAAUGCCCAUCUACGAUGAUAAGGAGGGGACAGUCCUAGAUAAAGGGGGCUUGAAAACAAAAGCAGAAGCCAGGGUACUGGGUUAAAGAGCUCAUUAAAAUACUAAAAAUCAUAGCCCUAGGUGGGGAAAAAGUAUGCUAAUGAAACAUACAUGUAUGUAAAUGAGAUACAUGGCUAAAACACAGGUAUAGAGACAUGCUCAGUAAAGAACUUCUUGCUUCACUCCUUACAACCAAUCAGCAAACAAAUACGCUGGUGAGAACUUGAAAACUCCUGUAUAAAAGAUGCUUAGUGGUAGUGAUCUAGUGUGCUUGUUACGUGAAAUUAUUCCGCUCGCACCUUUUAUUGCUAGCAAUAAACCUUCUUUAUACUUUCA